AUGGAGGAGGAGAUAGAGAAGAAGAGCGUGGACAUGGACAGUGGCGAGGUUACUGAGAAGAAGAGGAAACCGCAGCAACGUCGUCGUGGUGGCAUCAGAACGUUACCUUUCAUCCUAGCAAAUGAAUUCUGUGAUAGAUUUGCAGUAGCUGGUUUCAAUGCUAACUUGAUAAGUUACCUGACCCAAGUGCUGAACAUGCCACUGGUAUCUGCCUCCAACAUUAUCACAAUCUAUGCUGGAACAGCUAGCUUCAUCCCUCUUCUUGGUGCUAUCAUUGCUGAGUCCUUUGCUGGCCGCUUUUGGACCAUUACUGUUGCUUCUCUUAUCUAUCAACUGGGAUUGGUCAGUUUAACUGUAUCAGCUAUUCUGCCCCAUUUUCGCCCCCCACCAUGUCCAACACAAGUGAAUUGCCAAGAAGUCACACCCUCACAACUGACCAUACUCUACGUCUCUCUCCUCCUCACAUCUCUUGGAUCAGGUGGCAUUAGGCCUUGUGUUCUGCCCUUUUUAGGGGACCAAUUUGACAUGACCAAAAAUGGUGUCGCGUCUAGGAAAUGGAACCUCUUCAAUUGGUACUUUUUCAGCAUGGGAUUGGCUUCAUUAAGUGCCUUGACCAUUGUGGUUUACAUUCAAGACAACACGGGUUGGGGUUGGGGCUUCGGCAUACCAACUAUUGUCAUGCUGGUAUCCAUCAUUGUCUUUGUGUUGGGCUCACCACUCUACAAGACUGAGAAACCAGGAGGGAGCCCUUUGGUUCGUUUGGUCCAAGUGAUUGUGGCAGCUAUAAAGAAGAGGAAGGAGACUUUGCCAAAUGAUCCCAAGUUUUUGUACCAAAAUAGGGACCUCGAUGCUGCUAUUUGUUUGGAAGGAAGACUUUUACACACAAAUCAAUUUAAGUAA
Messenger RNA from Sphenostylis stenocarpa, 900 nucleotides. The record is from the annotation of a GenBank genome assembly. NCBI's taxonomy places the organism in Eukaryota, Viridiplantae, Streptophyta, Magnoliopsida, Fabales, Fabaceae.